CCACAAUUCCCCCAGAAAGAGUCUGAGCCCUCCGGAAGACUGCGUUCCUAGUCCCCAUGUGUUAAGUUGAUACUAUUCCCAUAGGCACGUUUUUCCCCCUUCCCCACUCCAGUUCCACCAGUCGUGAAUGAGGAUAUUGUAGGGGUUCCAUUCUCGCCCAGAGUUUGGUUUCUUUGCCGUUCCAUACGAAGCGUCACUGCAUCAUUCCUUCCCUUUUCAUUCACCCCUCUCUUGUCCUCCAUCGUCAAAUGUUCUUGUAGUACAUAUACCCCUCGUUACCCCUCUUUCUGUUUCCCAAGAAAUCACCAUCGUCAACAACAAUAACAACAACUUUCCUACUUCACAAGGAUCUCUUUCUGAUACCCCCCCAUCCUCCUUUCUCUCUCAUCUACCACUACCACUACUACUACUUUCAUCUACUCUCUCUAUCCUACUUCCAUCAUCAUCAUCACCACCACCACCACCACAGCAACAACAACCCUCUUUCCACUUUCAUUAUGGGUAAAAAGGCAAUCCAGUUUGGUGGUGGAAACAUUGGCCGUGGCUUUGUGGCUGAGUUCCUCCACGCUGCCGACUAUGAAGUCGUCUUCAUUGAUGUCAUGGAUAGCGUCAUCAACUCUUUGCAGCAGACCCCGUCGUACGAUGUCACGGAGGUCAGCGAAGAGGGUGAAAGCACCAAGACUAUCACCAACUAUCGCGCUAUCAACUCUAAGACGCAUGAGGCCGACGUCGUUCAGGAGAUCGCAUCGGCUGAUGUGGUUACCUGUGCUGUCGGUCCCAACAUCCUCAAGUUCAUCGCGCCAGUCAUUGCCAAGGGUAUUGAUGCGCGCACCGAAAAGAAGCCCGUGGCUGUGAUCGCCUGUGAGAACGCUAUCGGUGCUACAGAUACCUUGCACGGCUACAUCAAGCAGCACACUAACCCUGACCGUCUGGAGACUCUCUCCGAGCGUGCCCGCUUUGCCAACUCGGCUAUCGACCGCAUCGUCCCCAACCAGCCCCCGAACAGUGGUCUCAAUGUUCGCAUCGAGAAGUUCUACGAGUGGGCCGUGGAAAAGACUCCUUUUGGCGAAUGGGGUCAUCCCGACAUUCCUGCCAUCCACUGGGUGGACCACCUCGAACCUUACAUCGAACGCAAGCUCUUCACCGUCAACACUGGUCAUGCUACCACGGCCUACUAUGCUCACAAGCUUGGCAAGAAGAUGAUCGCUGAGGCCCUCGAAGACCCAGAGAUUCGCGAGACUGUGCACAAGGUGCUUGAGGAGACUGCUUCUCUAAUUGUAUCCAAGCAUGAAAUCUCAGAGCAGGAACAGAAGGAAUACGUUGACAAGAUCGUCAGCCGUAUCUCCAACCCCUAUCUCGAAGACAACGUUGAGCGUGUGGGACGUGCUCCUCUCCGCAAACUGUCUCGCAAGGAACGAUUCAUUGGACCUGCUUCGCAGCUCGCAGAGCGCGGCCAGAAGUUCGAUGCUCUGCUGGGCGCCAUCGAGAUGGCUCUUCGCUUCCAGAACGUCCCAGGCGACGAGGAGAGUUCCGAGCUUGCUCGCAUUCUGAAGGAGAACUCGGCCGAGGACGCCACCUCCCAGCUCACCGGAUUGGAGAAGGACCACCCACUCUUUUCUCAUGUGGUAGAGCGUGUGUCCACGGUCCAACAAGGUGCCAAAUAAGCGAUGUGAUGCCCGCUCGUUUUACACACCACUAUACACCUUUUUUAUUACCAGAAAACGAAGGGUCCCGAGUCCAUCACAUAUAUGGAUCGCCCGAGGGAUAUUUGAUAUGAUAUCAAACUGUUCUGUCCGCUGGCCGGGCAUGAGCUGCAUGGGAUACGGCGAACAUAUGGACGGCGCGAAUGGAAGCAUUCAAUGGGAUCUCGGAUUAGCAUACAUGAUGAUUUGUAUUGACUUAGUGCAGCGCAUAAGAGUCUAAUGAAAUUAAUGAUUAUGAGAUUA
Molecule: messenger RNA, 1946 nt
Organism: Aspergillus caelatus
Lineage: Eukaryota; Fungi; Ascomycota; Eurotiomycetes; Eurotiales; Aspergillaceae
Product: mannitol-1-phosphate 5-dehydrogenase
Exons: 1
Coding region: 498-1664 (388 amino acids)
Biological process (GO): mannitol catabolic process
Cellular component (GO): cytosol
Molecular function (GO): mannitol-1-phosphate 5-dehydrogenase activity
Source: RefSeq, a predicted model, not a curated record